Molecule: messenger RNA, 657 nt
Organism: Aspergillus bombycis
Lineage: Eukaryota; Fungi; Ascomycota; Eurotiomycetes; Eurotiales; Aspergillaceae
Exons: 3
Coding region: 1-657 (218 amino acids)
Source: RefSeq, a predicted model, not a curated record
AUGGACGCAACCCUGGUAGCCGACAUCUAUAAACUACUCAAAGAGACCGAGUCCCCAGAUUUCGACAGUCGAUGUCCGUCCGCCCAGCACGCGGCAUCCACAUAUCGACGGACUCUCUGCCUCGAACUACAAGGCUUACUAGGGGAGAUCACCAUUCCUGACAGCCACGCCUGGCAGGAUGCAGUUGGCUACUGCCGAGCAGUUAUCGCUGCCCCCCAGGACUCCGUCAACCGGGCCAAUUCACACUGGAUCAGAUCGUCUUCCGACGUCAGCAAAGCACACCUGCAACGAUUCGUUCCGGGAAUCGUUACUGCAGCGCGGAAGGGCACUUCUGAGAUCGCCUCGGACCACUUCCACGGAGACCGACUGAAAGUUCCCCAUGUCGAUAAGAGACAGAGCUUCUACCGGAAUGCGCGAGGUGUGGACCUGGCGGGGUCGCUUGCUGGUGCGGCCAUCUGUGAUGACUAUGCUGCGUUCUCGCUCGACAAUUGUGAGGUGCGACUGCGGGGGAAGAUUUGGAUCGAUGAAUUUAAGGACGGUGGUGUGGUUCAAGAAGGUUUCAGCUGGUUUCAGCAUCGUGCGUGGACGGGAGAAAUUCGAACUUUCGAUGUCCUGAAUCCGAUUCAUGAGGUUGAUACUGGCGCCGAUUGGGCCUGA